AUGAACGGAAUCUCUGUGUGUGCAACUAUCGCUGCUGAAAAAUUGAAAGAGAAUGACUUCCUAGAUUGGAAUGUAGUUGAUUCUUUUGCAGAAGCAGUUAUCCAAGCUGAGCCAGAGCUUGGCAAAAGCCUCAAAAAUUUAUUCGAUCAAAUACGGGCCAAGCAUGAUUCAGAAAUCGAAGUUACAAAAAGUAUCAUUGAUAACAAAUGUGAAUCCCUUGAUUUGGCAAUUACAAAACUUCAAAUAAUUGAAGAAAAAAAUUAUUUCAAAGAUAAUCAAGAAAGCAAUGCCAUUGUCGCAGAUAAUGAUGAGAAUAAUGAUGCUGAAGAUAACAAAUCAAUAAACUCAUCCUUCUAUUUCGAAGAUGGGGGAAUUGUUAUAGAAGGAGAUCUUGAAGAGGAAGAAUCCGAAGCAGAAAUGUUUGUAUUCGAUGCAUUUCAGUCUGAUACAACAAUCAGCAAACUAGAAAAUAGUUUCCUUUCAGGAAAGAAUCCACUCACAAUUUGUAUUGGAAAUUAUAUUGAGAAAUUGUCACAUGGAGAUACAAAAUCAGUUAAAAAGCUAAAGAAAGAUCUUGAAAUUUGCAAGCAUGAGAUCAAUAACUUAAGAAAGCAAAAUCAGCAAUAUCUUUCACUUGGAUUAGACUGGAAGAAGAAAUAUCGUGAGCAGUCAGCACAAAUGAAAGAAAUGAUGGAAAAUCAUUAUGAAGAAAUUCGUGCUCUUUACAGACAUCUUCAAGAUCCGAGCCAAAUAAACCAAAACAAUCAGAUCAACAAUGCCUCGAAGAAAUCUCAUAGGUUGAAUUACUGA
Molecule: messenger RNA, 810 nt
Organism: Trichomonas vaginalis G3
Lineage: Eukaryota; Parabasalia; Trichomonadida; Trichomonadidae
Exons: 1
Coding region: 1-810 (269 amino acids)
Source: RefSeq, a predicted model, not a curated record